Messenger RNA from Lentinula edodes (shiitake mushroom), 456 nucleotides. RefSeq names its product glycopeptide. The transcript has 8 exons. The coding region runs from base 1 to 456 and encodes 151 amino acids. Lineage: Eukaryota; Fungi; Basidiomycota; Agaricomycetes; Agaricales; Omphalotaceae. The record is from RefSeq and is a predicted model, not a curated record.
AUGCCCUCCUUUUUGAAAUUUGGUGCCAUUAUUGCUGCUGUUUUCAUUAUCGGGACACAGGCGGAGAGCCAUACUGUUACUUUCCAGAAUUUCUGCGGUAUUCCUGGGCCUACCUUGAAGGCAAACGGAGUGACAUUGUCAACUGGGGAAGCCUACACCUCCAAUGGUGAGUUAGGUUGUGGUGACAAUGGAGAAGGGUGCACCACAAUCGAGACCACUCUCGCCAAUCCCACUUCACCUGGAUCUGGAUCUAGUACUGAUAUCACUUUGAUCUUUCCCCACUCUUUCUCGGUUGGUACUGCAUUUGAGUACUACAACGGCUGUGAUGGUGCUGGAGCUGAUUGCUCUGAUAUUGACUGCAAUACUGCCUUGAAAGUGCCUACCGACACGCAAGACCAAAUUCAAUGCGAAGUCGAUAAUGUCAAUCUUGCCAUCACCUUCUGCGAUUAUAGUUAA